This is a messenger RNA of Rubroshorea leprosula, 816 nucleotides long. The record is from the annotation of a GenBank genome assembly. NCBI's taxonomy places the organism in Eukaryota, Viridiplantae, Streptophyta, Magnoliopsida, Malvales, Dipterocarpaceae.
CCAACAAACACCAAUCUUUCUCGCUCGAGGAGCCACUUUGACUCUUCAACUACUGCACCGGAAUUCCAGUAAUUUAAAGGUGAACUAGGUUUGAUCGAAUUUUUAGAAGAGCCAACGCCGCUGAUUGCUGGAUAGAAGAGCAACCGAUAAGGUUACAGAAAUGCCGGAGGAAGAUUUGAUAGAUAUCAAGUUCAGGUUAUAUGAUGGGUCGGAUAUUGGUCCCUUCCGCUAUUCUUCCACGUCGACGGUGGAUAUGCUUAAGCAGAGGAUCGUCUCUGACUGGCCCAAAGGUAAGACAAUUACUCCAAAGGCUGUGAAUGAAGUCAAACUCAUUAAUUCUGGAAAAAUUCUGGAGAAUAGCAAGACUGUUGGUCAGUGUAAAGGACCUUUGGGUGAGAUCGCUGGUGGGGUUAUCAUAAUGCAUGUUGUUGUACAGCCAUCUCUUGCAAAAGCUAAGACAGAAAAGAAGAUUGAUGAUUCACCAAGGAAAAUUGUUUGCUCAUGUUCCAUACUGUGAAGACUGUAGAUUUGAAGAAUUAUUUAUCCUGGCAUCAAAGCGUCAGGCACUAGAAACAAAGUCACGAAGGUGCUAGGCAUUCCAUGUUUGUUUGUCGACGAUGAUGUGGUCUUAUUUUUCAAACGGUUCCAUUUCUUCCGAGUUUAAGUUAUUUCAAAUGCUUGAAUAGUUGAAUCACUUGUAAAGCUGUAUAGACUACCCGUAAAGACAGAUCUACAAACAAAUUUUAAGGAGAAAUACCUGUGUAAAAGCCUAUAUAUUCAUGAUUAGUUUGUUGCUGGCAUGCUAUUUAUUUCCUU